AUGGGUGAGAGCGGUUCUUCCGUGGCCGCCCAGGAGCAGAGCAAGCCGCCGACAGCCACAAAAACGAUGCCGUUUGCAGCUCCAGCGACACUGCUUCCCCGUCUGAGUUCGUGUGUUCGUGUGUACGCCGUGGGAUUCAAUUUCGGCGAUGCUCGAUCCUUCGAAAUAGGCCAAGAAACUGGAUGGAUUUUGUUCCCGAAUACAUACUUUCUCGUUGGGUGCUGUAGUGAUGAGGUCACACACAAGUAUAAAGGAAAGACGGUUAUGACCGAAUCCGAGCGCUAUGAAUCCCUUCGUCAUUGCAAGUGGGUUGACGAGGUUAUUCCUCAUGCCCCAUGGGUGAUUAAUCAUGAGUUCCUCGACAAGCAUCAUAUAGAUUACGUGGCUCAUGAUUCUCUUCUGUAA
Messenger RNA from Striga hermonthica, 405 nucleotides. The record is from the annotation of a GenBank genome assembly. Lineage: Eukaryota; Viridiplantae; Streptophyta; Magnoliopsida; Lamiales; Orobanchaceae.